Molecule: messenger RNA, 968 nt
Organism: Dimorphilus gyrociliatus
Lineage: Eukaryota; Metazoa; Annelida; Polychaeta; Dinophilidae
Source: the annotation of a GenBank genome assembly
AGUGUCGCACUUCCUGUUUAGCAGACAGCAUUUUAACUAUUGCAGUCGAUAUAAUUCGCUCUGUUUUAGAGAUGUCUUCAGUAAAACAGUCUUGCUUGUUACUCCAAAAACAACUCGCAGAAUUACAAAAAAAUCCAAAUGGAGGAUUCUCAGCUGGUCUUAUAGACGAUGAUAAUAUUUACAAAUGGGAAGUCUUGAUAUAUGGACCACCAGAUACAUACUACGAAGGAGGAUUUUUCAAAGCGCAUCUGACUUUUCCCGAAGAGUAUCCUCAGAGACCCCCUAAAAUGGUAUUUGUUAGCGAAAUUUGGCAUCCGAAUAUCGAACAAAAUGGUGAUGUUUGUAUCUCUAUACUUCACGAGCCAGGCGAAGAUAAGUAUGGAUACGAAAACGCAAACGAACGCUGGUCGCCUGUUCAUACUGUAGAAACAAUAAUGAUGAGCGUAAUAUCGAUGUUGGCUGACCCAAACGCGGAUUCCCCUGCCAAUGUCGACGCUGGAAAGGAUUGGCGUGAAAAUAAAGAAGAGUUUCGGAGAAAAGUCAGCAAAUGCGUUCGAAUGAGCCAAGAGAGCGCAUUUGACUAGAUGUUGGCCGUGUAUGACAUUGGCUUUUGCCUUAUAUGUCGCAGCUGGGAAUGAACUUGUGAUUCUUAUAGACUGCGUAAUUAAUCACUGUUAUGUGUAAAAUGUAAUGCAGGAGCUAAUUUAUGCACGUUAAUCAGGAAAAUUUUUAUUUAAGAUCUUAAGGAUAAUUUCGCUUUCAUUUUUCAUCUUACAAAAAUUUACUGUAAUACAGCGAUUGUCUGACAUUUUAUAAGCUUUAACGUCCAUUCAAUAGCUUUUUAUUAAGUAUCUUGGCCAAUAUUCUCUAUUAUUUGAAACAAAACACUUUCAGAUUACAACGGUUAAAUAACCACAAAUAGUUUUCUAACUUUUUGUUUUUCUAAAUAGCUCAUUAUCUAUUUUUCC